UACACGACGUUGAAUGCAUGUACGUCCGCGCUAAGAAAACUCGUUGAAAAUGCAUUCAUCAAAAUGGUAGAAUCGUUGCAAAUGUUCUUAUUCUUGUUCAAAUCAAAAUACAGACGAAAAUUCUCGUGGUUCUCACCGUUCUUGUGUUCAGUUCUCAUAGUGUUAUUGUUUUGUCAUGGUGUUCUUUCUAUAUGUAGCGAUCAUAAUUGUUUGAAUGGUGUGUGUAAAAAUGAUACUUGCAUUUGUUACGAUGGCUGGCAGGGACCAGAGUGCCAGUAUUGCGGCGGGAAAAUCAAGUUGACAUCCCCAACUGGUAUAAUAACGGAUGGACCCGGAAAUUAUAGCGUGAGCACUCAGUGCUCAUGGCUGGUAGCCCCGCCGUGGCUCGGGCCAAACCCGCCGGCCAUUCGCAUCCGACUAGAGACAUUUGCCACUGAAUGUGGGUGGGAUCACCUGUACGUGUAUGACGGCGACAGUGUCAGGGCAGAGAGGCUACUCGCCGUAUAUAGUGGCGUGCUGGAUAGUGGUGAAUCAGACUGGACCCGGCAGGUCAUCGCGCAUUCCGGCAGCGUACUACUUCAUUUUUUCUCAGAUGACGCGUAUGUAAUGGAGGGGUUUAAUGUCACGUACGCGGCAUACUCGUGUCCCUCUGAUGAUCACCAUACUAAUUGUUCAAAUCAUGGUGAAUGUGACGAUGGUACAUGUAGAUGCGAGCCUGAUUGGAUAGGCGUGGCCUGCGAUCAGCCUCUAUGUCCAGAUGACUGCAAUGCAGCAUAUGGGGCGGGUAGGUGCACAGACAAAGGUUGCGUGUGUACGUCUCAACGAGCCGGUGAGGACUGUUCGCGCGAGUCAUCGGUUGCUGGCUGGCGUUGGGCGUGGCGGGAAGCAGGGGCGGGGCGUGUGGAUGAAUCGCCUCCGCCCGCAGCACCCCCCGCCACCGCUGCGCAUGCGCUGGUCGCUUAUGGAGACGACCUACUGCGUGUUGGCGGAGAGACUUUCUCUGACGCCGCCUUUUUGUAUAGGUACAAAGUAUUGGAGCGUACCUGGGAGGUAAUAGAGACGGUGGGUGAUAGUCCGGCACCGCGGUUCGCACACACGGCAGUGGUGCAUGGCCACCAGUUACUCGUUUAUGGCGGACUCGUUGCCGCAUCUGAUCCGGAACGGGGGGGCGGUCUGGCGGGCCUGGAGGGACGCGCGGGAGACGCGACCAACGAACUUUGGCGGCUGCGGCUCGACGCGCCGCGCCCGCGCUGGGAGAACGCCACGCCCGCCGCCUGCACCCCGCACCGCGCGCCGCCGCUCGACCACUGCGGUGGUCUCCACGUGUCGGGCCACUCCGCGGUGCUAGUGCAUCUGGGUGUUACCCGAAAGCCUGUGAUGCUUGUGUUCUUCGGCCAUUCGCCCCAUUAUGGCUAUCUACAUACUGUACAGGAGUACUACAUAGAAGAAGGUGUGUGGGCGGGCGCGAACACGCGCGGAUGGCCAGCACGCGCCGGCUUCGGGCACAGCGCCGCACUCGACGCGCUCUCCGGCCGUGUGUACGUGCAUGCCGGGCUAGUCUCCGAGUCGGAGGCUGCGCAGGCACCAUCAUCAGCUUUAUAUGAGUAUGAACCGGAGACGAGAGUGUUCAAACCAUUACCUUCAGCACCUACUCCCAGAUAUUUACACACUGCCACGUUUAUAUCACCAGGCGUAAUGUUAGUGUUCGGCGGUAACGCUCACAACGACAGUGCGUCCACGGCUGUAUCCACUGCGCCACCCGCCGCUAAGUGUUACUCGUCCGCAGCCCUGCUAUACGACGUCAGGUGCGGACAGUGGGGCGCAGUGCGGUCGCCGGCGGGCUCAGCACGCGCUUCGCACGCAGCCGUCGCGUUGCCGCUGCAGCCACGUCGCUCUAUCCUACUGCACGGCGGGUUCGAUGGCCGGCUGCGUGCGGACGCACUAGUGUUCGAGGCUGGCGGCGCGUGCAGCUCGCUGGCCGACGAGUUGGCGUGUGUGGGAAGUGCGUUGCGCGCCGCAGUUGCCUGCGCCUGGCGACGCCGCGAAAGGAUAUGCGUGCCGUUGGAAGAGAUUGGUUGGACAGAGUCAUUUGACGGCUCUGUAAGAACAUGUGUAAAUGAACCAUUAGAAGUAGCGGACGAGCGGCGCUGUAGCAGCUCGGAGGCGGCGCAGUCGUGCUGGGCGUGCACGGCGGCCGGCUGCGCGUGGUGCGGCGCCUGCCUCGCCGCCCGCCAGCGGUGCGCGCGCCGCCCGCACCAGAUGGCGGUGUCGGUGGAGGAAUGUGGAGCGGCGGCAGGUGCGUGGGGCGGAGAACCGGCACGGGAAGCGUGCGCGAGGUUUCACUCGUGCGCCGCCUGCUACGCACACCACCAUCACCAUCCACACGGAAAAGAAGAAUUGAGUCAACGGUUGUGUUAUUGGGAUUAUGACAGUGUGAAAUGCAAGCCAGCCAACUCAUCCGAUGAUAUCAGGAGCGUGGCGGCCGCAGGUCCCUGUAGUGCGGCGUGUUCGUCGCUGAAAACGUGUGCCAACUGUACGGCUGAGGAAUGCAUCUGGUGUGCCUCCGCCGCGCGCUGCGUUGAUAAGAAUGCAUACGGCGCGUCGUUUCCUUUGGGCGGGUGUCGCGCGUGGUCGACUAGCGGCGGCGCGGCCACGUGCGGCGCGGGUACGGGCGCGGGCGGGGGUGCGGGCGGCGGCGCGGGAGGGUGCAGCGCGCACGUGUCGUGCGCCGCGUGCCGCGCGGAGCCCGCCUGCGGGUGGUGCGACGACGGCAGCGGCGGCGGACGCGGCACCUGCCUCCCCGGCGGGGGGCGGCGCCCGCACGCACCGCACGUCUGCGCACAGCACAGAUGGCACUUCACACGGUGCCCGGCGUGUCAGUGCAACGGCCACGCGGUGUGCGACGAGGCGGCGCGCUGCGUGCAGCCCUGCGGCGGACGCGCGCUCGGCGCCCGCUGCGACGCGUGCGCGCCCGGACACUGGGGCAGCCCGCUCAACGGCGGCGUCUGCCAGCCGUGCGAAUGCAAUGCGCAAGCAGUCGCGUGCGCACCGGACACCGGCCGCUGCUAUUGUAGCACGAAGGGACUCGCCGGGGACCGCUGCGACAAGUGCGACAACACCAACCAUUACCAUGCUGAUCUAUACAACAAGGGUGCCUGUUACUAUGACCUAGCAGUAGAUUACCAGUUCACAUUCAACUUAUCAAAGAAGGAGGAUCGCCAUCUGUCGGCGAUCAACUUCCGCAACGCGCCGGUAAAACCGGACGUGGAUGCGGACUUUAGUAUAACGUGCUCGGCACACGCGCGCAUGAACCUAACAGUGCGCACGCGUAGCGAGCCUUCAGAACGUACACUUUUCAGCGAUGUCAAUUGCACCAACUUCCGGUACAAGUUCGCGAAGUCGGAACAUUCGUUCGGCGUGGAAGACAAUAUCACACUCACAACGUUCUUUGUGUACGUGUACGACUUCCGGCCGCCGCUCUGGAUACAGAUAUCGUUCUCGCAGUAUCCAAAGCUGAAUCUGCAGCAGUUCUUCAUCACGUUCUCGUCGUGUUUCCUCCUACUGUUGCUGGUGGCGGCAGCCUUGUGGAAAAUCAAACAGAAAUAUGACCUAUAUAGAAGAAGGCAGCGGUUAUUUGUAGAGAUGGAACAAAUGGCAUCGCGACCGUUCAGCCAAGUUUCCGUUGAAAUGGAGAGGGGUUGGAUGGGUGGCGGGUGCGGGGUGCCCGCGCCGGUGGCGCUGGAGCCGUGCCGCGGGGGCCGCGCGGCGGUGCUGUCGCUGCUGGUGCGGCUGCCCACGGGCGGCACGGGCCGCGCGCCGCCGCUGGGCGGGCUGGCGGUGGCCUCCGCGCUCGUCACGCUCGGCCACCACCACGCGCCCACCGCGCCCGCCAAGCGGCCCCGCCACCACUGACGGCCGCCGCCGGUGACGCGACCGGUA
Achroia grisella is the source of this 3939-nucleotide messenger RNA. It is a transcript of the gene dsd, whose product is annotated as attractin. Lineage: Eukaryota; Metazoa; Arthropoda; Insecta; Lepidoptera; Pyralidae. Bases 64 to 3912 code for a protein of 1282 amino acids. The transcript has 25 exons. Gene Ontology annotation, cellular component: Golgi apparatus. Gene Ontology annotation, molecular function: protein binding. The record is from RefSeq and is a predicted model, not a curated record.